Molecule: messenger RNA, 1179 nt
Organism: Monosiga brevicollis MX1
Lineage: Eukaryota; Choanoflagellata; Craspedida; Salpingoecidae
Exons: 6
Coding region: 1-1179 (392 amino acids)
Biological process (GO): DNA damage response; regulation of protein ADP-ribosylation
Cellular component (GO): nucleus
Molecular function (GO): histone binding; poly-ADP-D-ribose binding
Source: RefSeq, a predicted model, not a curated record
AUGAGCGAUUCAGAGCCAAGGAACAAGCGGCCGCAUCGGUUUGCAGAUGAAUUUGGCCGGUUUUACCCUGACCUGCAAGCUCCGGCCGAAUUGCAAGCCGUUUGCGCGCUCUGCACGGAACUCCUCCCAUCAGACCCGCUGCACGCUCUGGAUGCAUUGGACAUUGAAUUGUUGGGCAUGUAUCGGCUACUCCUUGGUUCUGAUGCACCGGGACAACUCCACGCCAACACUGAGGCCCUGCUUCAACUGGCGGCUGAAGAUGCCGACUCGGACGACGAGGAUGAAGAUGCCGAUGCUGACGAACAAGUGGCAGCCGCCCAAGGCCCAAAAGACGCUGCGCGUGGCUUGGCACCCUACAUGCUUGACCGACGCUUGCAUGAUGUCCCAGAGGUCUUCCCCAUCGCCCGCCGCCGAGGCCAGCCGCAGGAGCACUGGUGCUACUUUUAUCCCGACCCGACCGCAGCGCCUGUGGGUGUCGUUUUCAUCGACGAUUCACAGAGCGGUACCUUUAGUCCUGCUGGAGACUCGCUCCUUGCUCUCUUGGUGGCCGAGGCUGGUAAGCUACCCGAUCAGAAGUCUUUUGUGCCAAAGCUCAAAGCUUGCGCCGACCAAGGACACAUCUCGCUACAUCCCUCCAAGGCAUGGCGCCAACACCAAGCCACGCACAAACUGGCCAAGACCUGGAACAAGCUGGGUAUCUGCGUUCCAUACAACCCAGAAACAGAGAUUGGGUAUCGCGAGCUCACCGUGACAAAGCCACAAUUACGCAAGAUGCUGCAGACUCUGAUCGAUGCCGAUGGCUCUGCUCAACCCUCGUCUCAAUCUGACGUGCUCGUGCAGGAGCGGGGAGUGGACUGUGAUUACCGAGACUUUGACAAGCUGUUGCAAUACGCCAACAUUAGCAAUGAUGAAAUGGAUUUUGGCCAAGGCCUUGAAUUGGGUGAGCGCGUCAAUUCAAGUCCGGCAGUAUCUCACACCACCCCGUUGCUGUGCAAAAACUACCAAGCUGCCGUUUCGCUUGUCAUGUGCUGUCAAAGGUACUCACGCGGUAACAACAACCCGAUGGCGCGCGGCGCCCGUACCGGGGGUGCCAUGGCGUAUGGCAGGCCAAGAAUUGCUCUUUUUUCACCCCACGCGCUUCACGCGAGACGCCGGCAAGCUCCUCGCGCCAACUUAUGA